Closterium sp. NIES-67 is the source of this 2192-nucleotide messenger RNA. Lineage: Eukaryota; Viridiplantae; Streptophyta; Zygnematophyceae; Desmidiales; Closteriaceae. The record is from the annotation of a GenBank genome assembly.
GUAGUCCCGGAAGCUAGUUCUGUUCGUAUUUCUCGCUCUCCGACCAGGCGCUAGCUACGAGAGGAACCCCCCUUCACCAAUGCCCCAUUGCCGUCACGUCGCCUGGAGCCUCGUAGGCAGAUACUUCGCAAUGCGGCUUUGAAUAGAACGCCUCAAUAAUCGACUGAUUAGGCGCCAUGAUCGACGCUACGGGUCUACAGCACCACAUCCACGAGGCGUACAAAGCACCUAGAUACGUGACUGCUGCUAUCCGCGCUAUAGAAUCCCUCAUCUCUGGCAUCGCAUGCUCGAGGCGUACAAGAGUACGUAGAUACGUGACCAGAUACGUGACUGCUGAUAUCCGCGCUAUAGAGGUCCUCGUCUCGUGCAUCGCGCACACUCCGCAAACAGUUAUAGUGUUCCCAUUUUCACGUCUCAAUGGACGUCUCGGGGCUCCGGCACCGCAUCCACGAGGCGUACAAGAGCACGGCGGAGAUGCUGCUAUCGGCGCGCAGCGCGACUGCCUUCGCGGAGAAGGGUGUCCUUACACCGGACGAAUUCGUCGCCGCUGGGGAUAAUCUCGUCGCCAAGUGCCCUACCUGGGCCUGGGAGGGGAGCCGAUGCUCUCGUCGACGAAGCUUCCUCCCACCUGACAAGCAAUACCUCAUCCACACGCAAUGUCCCCUGUCUCAGGCGAGUGGGAGCAAUGGAGGAGGAGGUAUUGCUGGCGACAGGUGGCAGCGAGACAUUGGUGGAUGCUGACGUGGACGGGGAUGAUGAGCCCUGGGUCUCCACGUCUAAGCUCGACACCACCUCAUCAGUAGCAGUCGCAGGGUCAGCCGAGCAAGAGGCGCUUCCCAUGAUUGAAGCAACCCAAAGGGAGGGGGCCGUCGGUGCAGCUGGCUCUGCUGGUGGCCCUUGGGUUGGUGGGAGGGAGGGUGGAGGAGGGGGGCAGGGGAGAAGAAUGUUGGGGGAGCUGCAGGGGCGGGAGAGGAGGAGGAGGAGGAGGAGGAUGUACCUGAUAUAGCGGAAUUCGAUGAUGUGGAUAAUGUCGUGGAUGCUGACCCUGCGGCGCUGCAGCUAGGGGGGGGACAUACCUCAUUGCAACGGAGCCAGAGGACGACCACAUUCUGCAGACUCGCACCUACGACCUCACCAUCACAUACGACAAGUAUUACCAGACCCCACGAAUCUGGCUCUUUGGUUAUGACGAGCAACGGCAGCCAUUGGCAGCAGAGAGAGUGUUUGAGGAUGUGAGCCAAGACCACGUGAAGAAAACGGUCACCAUUGACGACCAUCCACACCUUCCAGGAAAGUACGCUUCGGUCCACCCGUGCAAGCAUGCAGCGGUAAUGAAGAAGAUCAUCGGAAUCAUGGCGGCCAAUGGCGUGCAGCCACGUGUCGAUCAGUACCUCUUUAUUUUCCUCAAGUUCAUCUCCUCAUUGGUGCCUACUAUCGAGUAUGACUACACCAUUGAUUUCGACAUGGGCGGUACACUAGGAGGCGCAGCACAAGACGAUGGAGAGGCCAGUGAAGGUGAUGAUGAGAAGACUAAUGGUAACAAUGGUAACAACGGUAAUAUUGGUUAUAAUGCAAGUGAAAAGGAGGCCGAUGUCAAAGGAGGGGGGGCGUAGAGGCCAGUGAAGGUGCUGGGGAGUCAGGAAACGUGGAGAGAUAAGGGGGGAUGUUGGCUUGUAGCUUCCUAUCGAGGGUGAUUGAGUGGAGCAGGAAUAUAGGAGACACGUUUGUAUAUAUGAUGGGAAGUGUGGCGCUCAGGUAAAUAUCUUCGCAGGAGGUUUCAAACCAAUUCGUUGGGGAUUGCAUAAGAUUACUUACAUUACAUGUAUCUUCAUUUUCUUCAUUGGUUUUGGCCGUUGACACGUUGAAUGCAGUAUGUUUGCGACUCUGGUGUACACUGGAAUUUCUUCCUGUAAUCCUCAUUUCUCAUGCAGCCAAGCAGGCGCUAAUUAGUCGGAUCGUCAGAAAUCGUGAAAACGCAGGUCGUCUAGAGUAGACUGGAGCCGCCUUCGGCGUCUACGAAGCGCAAUGUUCCCAUCACAUCGCUUUGUGUUUAGCCUCGACGUCAGCAAUUCCUUUUGUCUACUGCGGAGCGCAUGAUAGACGUAUGAUAGUGCGUCAGAUGCCAGACGUCGGCCUAACGCUCCUCGCGAGGUGAUUCUUGGGUGCAGCAUGACGAGUUUUUCGCCAGGAAU